Molecule: messenger RNA, 2084 nt
Organism: Planococcus citri (citrus mealybug)
Lineage: Eukaryota; Metazoa; Arthropoda; Insecta; Hemiptera; Pseudococcidae
Product: dnaJ homolog subfamily C member 11
Exons: 12
Coding region: 300-1976 (558 amino acids)
Biological process (GO): cristae formation
Source: RefSeq, a predicted model, not a curated record
UUUGAGACUGCGAGUGAUAUCAAUCUUCAAAAGGUGAUAAUCAAAUGAGAAAUGUGAACGUUAAAAGGUAAAUUAAAUGUCAAUCAUAGUUUUUGAAAAAUACUUCAUUAAUCGUAAGUUUCAUACGUCAUGUUCUUGAUCUUUGAUAUCAACUUUUCUUCAGUGCAUUAUGUCGUUUUCAAAAACAGUAUCAUCUAUCGCGCAGAGCAUUCGCUCAAGCUGAGUUAAAUUCUCUGGAUAUUGCAUAAUGUAAACUGGUACAUUUUUUGCCCCUAACUUGACUAUAAAUAUCAAGAAAAAUGGAAUUUGAUAACGAGAACAGCAUAAUGGAUGAAAAUUACUACGCUUGUCUCAAUAUAUCCAAAGAUGCCUCUCAAGACGAAAUCAAUGCAGCUUAUCGUCGGCUGAGUCGAAUGUAUCAUCCGGAUAAACAUGUAGAUGCUGAUCUAAAGAAGAAAGCUGAUUUACUGUUUAGUAAAAUUAAAAAAGCUUACGAAGUUCUGAGUGAUCCUCAUCAAAGAGCUAUUUAUGAUACGGUUGGAGUGAAAGGACUGAAUACCGAUGGUUGGGAGAUCGUUCAAAGAACAAAAACUCCCCAAGAAAUUAGAGAAGAAUAUGAAAGACUCGAAAGGGAACGUAUAGAAAGAAGGUUGCAACAACGCACCAAUCCACGAGGAAAUGUUACUGUCAGUAUCAACGCUACAGAUUUAUUCACCGCUUAUGACGCUGAUGAUGAUUAUUUGGAUAAGUCGUUUUUUCCCGCCUUAGAAAUCUCAGGUAUGUCAAUAUCUCAGUCAAUCGAAGCUCCUUUGACGUUAAGAGAUACGUUGACUUUAAGCGGGAAUUUAUCCACUCGAAAUGGCAACGGCGCCGGCUCUUUCUUGGUUGCAUGUAAACGUCUAUUAACUACGAACGGCUGGAUAGAAGGUGAAUUAUUGGCCGGAAAUGGCCCAGUAGCUUCGAUUAAAUUAUUUCGUACCAUUACCAAAACUAUUUUUGGAAAUUUCGCUACUCAGCUCAAAAUGACUGCCAAUGGAAUCAAAUUAGGAUUUGUAUCAUCUUUAGGAAUGCCCCUAGAUGCCCAUACUCAAGGAUAUCUUACUUGGAAUAUAGGUUUUGCUUCUUCUAUGACUACGAUGUUAGUACGCGAUACAGAAACAUCUUAUUCUGCAGCUGUGUUCAGCUUAGGCUUAUCUAGUUCAUUUGUAUCUAUGAAUCACGUAUGGAAAAUCAAUAAAGCCGAUUUACGAUUGCGAGUGUAUGGAAAGGUAGGAACUGCGAAUACAGUAGUCGAAUGUAGCGUAGAUAAAAAAGUUUCCGAACAGAGUUCCUUAGGUGCUGCUGUUUCUGUUGGCAUACCCAGUGGUGUUGUACUUAAAAUUAAGAUUAUUCGUGCACAUCACAAUUACUUCUUUCCUAUUCAUUUGUGCGAAGAACCCAGUUUGAUUCCUACAGUUUAUGCAGUCGUUACUCCCAUUAUUGUUUGGUUUGCUGUGAAAAAAUUAAUCGUUGAUCCUUUCGUUAGAGAGCAAAAGGAGAAACAUAUUGAAAGGCAAAGAGAAAUUAAUAAGAACAAAAUGGAAGAAAAAAGAAGAGAAGCGAACGCUGCUAUUGAAUUAAUGAAAGCUGCUUAUGAAAGAAUUCGUCGCGAAGAAGAAAAUCGUAAUGGUUUGAUAAUACUGAACGCUUUGUAUGGAAAAGAGGCUGAUAUUUUAGCUAGAAAUGAUCCUCCCGGAGAUCAAGAAAGAGAAAUAAUUGAUGUCGUUAUUCCGCUGCAAUGUCUUGUGAAAAAUUCUCAACUUACUCUUCACGAUACUUCAAAAAGCCAGUUGUCCGGCUUUUUCGACCCUUGCGUAGGAGAAGAUAAAGUAUUAUAUAUUCAAUAUUUAUAUCAUUCUCAUCUCUUCGAAACUACAAUUAAAGAUAGAGAAGGAAUAAGAAUACCAAAACAAUCACAUCGAGUAAACGUUACUUGACCUUAGAGAAGAAAUUUCUAGUAGUGAUAUUACCAAUAUUACGGUUUUCUGUUCAACAUUGUUUUGUAAUAAAUAGUUCAUUAUUUAAUAAAUUGUUGUAGAAAUCGA